Thunnus maccoyii (southern bluefin tuna) is the source of this 3088-nucleotide messenger RNA. It is a transcript of the gene gpr34b, whose product is annotated as G protein-coupled receptor 34b. Gene Ontology annotation, molecular function: G protein-coupled purinergic nucleotide receptor activity. Gene Ontology annotation, biological process: G protein-coupled receptor signaling pathway. The transcript is spliced from 3 exons. Gene Ontology annotation, cellular component: membrane. The coding region runs from base 587 to 1723 and encodes 378 amino acids. The record is from RefSeq and is a predicted model, not a curated record. NCBI's taxonomy places the organism in Eukaryota, Metazoa, Chordata, Actinopteri, Scombriformes, Scombridae.
AGAAGUAGUGCACUGAGCCCAGCCCCGUCUUUCUCUCUGUCUCAGCCUAACUUCUGCAUAGUGGUUGGAAGGAAAAAGGGGUUGACCACAGCUUGACGUUUUCUCUGUACAACAUCCCCACAUUCUGCACUUCAGCGUUUCUCUGUGUGUACAGCACAGCUGGGGAGGGCAAGCUUCUCAUAACUGCAGAGAUAAUGGACAGAAAGGGAACAAAAGAAAGAAGCAGACUCUAUGCAGCAUUUGUUUUCAUUUGAACUUCUAAUAUUUAGUCACUGAAAGAUGGGCGGCAGUGGAAAGUUGGAUCCAAAAUAACUUAAGGAACUGAUCUUGAACUAUAUGUGUUUAUUCAAGAAAGCAGUAUGUUCUUACCUACAGAUUCAACUCAAGGAAAUAUGCUGGAGUAACUGAGUCUGAGUGGAAUAGAAAAGGAGUGCAGAAACCACACGUGAGCCACUACUCCUCACCACUGAGUGCGUGUACGUUUGUGGGGGUUUAUACUUUUCUGCCACACUGGCAUAUAUGCAAAGAAAGCAGACCGGAAAGGAUUUUUUAUGAACUUUAAUGACUAGGGCCGAGGAUCACCACCAUGACAGAAAACACCUCGGCCACAACUGCCUUCCAGACUUUGCCUUCCAUCUCCCCUUUUCUUGUCACCGCGAAGACUAGCAGGAUGACCAUGACCCCAGCCCCACAACAAACUUGUGUGGAUUAUGGCGCAUUGCAAAUCCCGUUGGCGGUGCUCUACUCUAUAAUCUUCAUCCUGGGACUAGUUGGAAACCUGGUGGCUCUGUGGGUUUUCUUCUCUGUUCACUCAAAAAAGAACUCUGUGCGGGUGUUCCUCAUCAACGUAGCUUUUGCAGACCUGCUGUUGGUGGUAUGUCUGCCAUUCAGGAUACUCUAUCACAGCCAAGGUAACAUUUGGAUCCUGGGUCCCACCAUUUGUAAAGUAGUGGGCAACCUCUUCUACAUGAACAUGUAUAUUAGUAUCACGCUGCUAGGGCUGAUCAGCGUGGAUCGCUACCUGAAGAUCCAUCGUGUAGCAGGGAUGCGGCACAGACUGCGGUCUACAAGGCGGAGCAAUGCCAUCUGCGUAGUCAUCUGGAUUGUGGCCUUUGCUUUGACUUUGGUAUUACUGAUGUCAAAGAAUCACUCACAGACGGAAAGGUGUUUCCACUACAAGGAACUCCAUGAGGCAAAGUGGAAAGCAUACAUCAACAUCUUUUUGCUGGUUGUCUUUUGGCUUGUAUUCAUCUCUCUGGUGGUGUCCUAUGGGAAGAUCGCCCUCAAGCUUCUGAGAACAUCACAAGAGAAACCAGACCUGCCCAAUGCUUCGCGCUACACUCGAACGGCCAGGAAAUCCUUCUUCAUCCUCUUUCUCUUCACUGUCUGUUUUGUCCCCUAUCACAUGGUCAGGGUAUUCUAUAUAACAACACAGAUAACAGACACUUCGUGUUUCUGGAGGGGUGUGGCUGACAAAGCCAACGAGGUGGUUCUGCUGUUUUCCGCCUUAAACAGCUGCCUGGAUCCUGUCAUGUACUUUUUGUUGUCCUCUUCGGUGAGGAAGGAGGUGGUGCGCUUGGUAAGCAAUCUGUUUUGCUUGCGAGAUGUUGCUGGAGUCAGCGGGAGCAGCUCCACUGCUGAGAUGGAAGGUAGGACUGGGAGGACUGACAAAGGGCUGACAAACGUCAGCAAUUCGAAAGAGAAGACAGUUAAUGAAUCCUAACUGUCUAACUGGGCUGCAGCAAUAGCUAGCAGUUGACAUCUUCAGUGUUAACAUCAUGGCUGCCACCGCUGCCUAUCUUCUGACUAUUUGCCAAUGCCACCCCAAUGGCUGAAAUUGUUCAACUUCCCGCCACGAGCAGCCAACCAGCAGUAAACAAACUUUUUGGAGCAGCAUCAUCAAAGUUUGAUUAUCCAGUCUAGGCCAGUAAACAAUGUUUUAUCAUAUUAGCUAAACUUGUAUACUAAUUGUGUCAUUUUGUUAAAACUUGUCAUAUUAAUUGUCAACUGCUUACCAUUACCCCCAUUUUGAGAUACAGUACAACCCACUCUUUGUAGCUAUGUGGUGAGAUUAGGGGCAACCUGCAGUUUAUGGUACAAGUGGUAACAAUGGUAGGAUUGGAUGUAGGCUAGGGCUGCUCUAUUAUGGCAAAAAUCACAAUCAUGAUUAUUUUGGUCAAUACUGAGAUCACGAUUACUCAUUAACUCACAGAACAGAUAUGCUUCCAUUUUAUUAGAUGUAUAAUCCAUACGAAGUCCGAGACAGUGAGUAUGAGUGACGUGCAUCUCACAGAGACGCUGAAUGCAGGUCGGAGUCGAUGUGGAUUAAACAGUUAAAAUGCUCAUGUCUCACUUUAUAUGUGGAUUCCCAGUGAGAGUGAGUUUGGGCUUUUAGAGGGGUGAAAGCGCACCACUGUAAAGGAAAGGGGUGCGCUGAAUUUAUAACACAGACAAAACAAGAUCAUCAUUGCAAAAUGGAAUGGGGCACAAUAAUCGUUUUAUCUCAUUAUCUUGUUUUCAUAAUCAUUGGAAGCCAAAAUCAAAAAUAUGUAAUCAAAACUAAAUUCAAUUAAUUGCCCAGCCCUAAUGUAGGCUGUUGCCAUGAGGGCACCAGUGGUCACGCAGUGAUGUAAAAAGCAUGAUCCAAGUCUGCUCGAGAUCUCAGCAACUGGACAAGAUACAAACAGAAACCUGUGGUAGACUCUGGAAUAGCACGAUACAGCAUUUCUGACCCAAUGGAUCAGUCUCAGAUGAAUGGGGAAAAGUGUGACGUCCUUUCAAGUACACAACUUAAUAAUACAGUAUUGUGCUGAUAUUAAUGUAUCCAUGGUCAAGCUAACAUUUGUGAACAAUAAAGUGCUAUGAUGGUGAGUUUAUGAUGUCGCAAAUGGAUAUAUUCUGUUUUACCAUAUUGAGCAACAACACAACAUGUAUAACACUCUAUAUGGACAGAGAAACUGAUGCUGAGAUUUUGUACACAAAUAAAAAACUAUAACAAUUAUUUUCAUUAUAAAUUAAACUUUGUUUUGAUGAAUCAAUUAAUGCUUACAAUGAAAUGUUUAGCAGGUACAAUGUUGAUGAUGUUAGC